Molecule: messenger RNA, 1053 nt
Organism: Panicum virgatum (switchgrass)
Lineage: Eukaryota; Viridiplantae; Streptophyta; Magnoliopsida; Poales; Poaceae
Product: probable glutathione S-transferase GSTU6
Exons: 2
Coding region: 66-962 (298 amino acids)
Biological process (GO): glutathione metabolic process
Cellular component (GO): cytoplasm
Molecular function (GO): glutathione transferase activity
Source: RefSeq, a predicted model, not a curated record
UGAAGUGUCCAAUCCAAGGGAAACGUCAAUGGUUUUUGCUCAAGCUUAACCUACCGCAGAACUUUAUGCUCGCAUGCCCCCAACAACCGCAAAACAGGAGACAAGUCAGUAAUCGUCUUUCAAAUUCAGCUUCAUCACCCUGUGCGUCAGCCGGGGUCAAUAUAUACCCCGUUGUUGUUCCCCCAGCAGGCAGCAGAUCCACUACCGCUUCUCCUAGCUGUAGUUACAUACUACGGGCAAAAAGGCACGAUCGGCAGGGAGCAGCAAUGGCAGCGGGAGCGGAGGUGCGGCUGCUGGGUGAGAGGCUGAGCCCGUACUGCAUCCGGGUGCAGCAGGCGCUGGCGGUGAAGGGGGUGGCCGGCUACGAGUACGUGGAGGAGGACCUGGAGCGCAAGAGCCAGCUGCUGCUCCGCUCCAACCCGGUGCACGGGAAGGUGCCCGUGCUCAUCCACCGCGGCGCGCCCGUGUGCGAGUCGCUCGUCAUCGUGCAGUACGUGGACGAGGCGUGGGCCGGGCCCGCCAUCCUGCCGUCCGAUCCGUACGAGCGCUCCAGGGCUCGCUUCUGGGCCGCCUACAUCGACGACAAGUUCUUCCCGUCGUGGGAGCCGUUCUUCAAGUCCAAGGCGCCGGAGGAGAGGGCCGAGACGUUCAAGAACGCCCUCCCCGCGGUGGAGACGCUGGAGGGGGCGCUCGAGGAGUGCUCGAACGGGGGGCCCUUCUUCGGCGGCGACAGCGUCGGUUACGUGGACGUGGCGCUGGGCGGGUACCUGGGGUGGAUCAAGGCCGUGGACGAGGUGGCCGGCACCUGCCUCCUCGACGGGGCCAGGUUCCCGCGCCUCGCCGCGUGGGCGGAGAGCUUCGCGGCGGCCGACGCCGUCCGGGGCGCGUCCCCCGCCGUGCAGGACAUCGUGGCGUUCUACAAGAAGAUGCAGGCCGGCGGCGAGACCGGCGCGUCGCACUGAUCUCACCGCUGUCCGCGGCUAUGUUACUUAGUAACUUAUACUUACUAAUAAAUGUAUACAAAUAAAAUUCGAGAUUUUCCUUUUUGCUAUG